AUGCGACCGAAAAGUGACGGUAGAGGUGUCAUGAUAUCAGCCUUUACGACGGAAGUUGAGUUGGGUUUCGGUUUGGUCCUCAAACACGUCAACGUGUUUCGCCGCCUUAAAUAUUCUGGGAAUAAGGACGAUUUGAAGGAGUCUCCCGGAUUCCGUACGUUCGAAUAUGGAGCUAAUUUCGAAGGAUACUGGACGACGAAAGAGUUUGUGGAUCAAGUUCAAGACGUGCUCGACGUAUUUGAGUGUUUGUAUCCUUCGUACCAAGUCGUCCUCGAGACCGACAACUCUGGACCACACACGGCUCGCGCUGAAGACGCUCUGAGUGUGAAGCUCAUGAACAAGAAGUUCAAGCACAGCAACCCGAAUUCGGUUCGCAUGCGCGACACCAUAAUCACCGAAGAAUGUUUAGGCGAAUACGACGCGUCUACGCUCGAUCCUAAAACGGGGAAGCAGGUGGAUGUAAAACUGAAAGUCAUACUUCCCCGCGUCGGUUGA
Messenger RNA from Bathycoccus prasinos, 495 nucleotides. RefSeq lists its product with no specific name. The coding region runs from base 1 to 495 and encodes 164 amino acids. The transcript has a single exon. Lineage: Eukaryota; Viridiplantae; Chlorophyta; Mamiellophyceae; Mamiellales; Bathycoccaceae. The record is from RefSeq and is a predicted model, not a curated record.